AGGCUGUUGAGCGGUUUAUAAGACUGGAGGUGCACAAUGGCUGGGGCGCAGGUGAUGGCGUUCCGGCGCGGCCUGUUGCGCCGGAUAUGCAACUCCUCACUCGCUGGUUCACUCAGUGCUAGUAGUAGAGACGCUGUUCUAUCAGUUGAAGGACUUCAUACUCGUCAGUUCGCAGUAUUAGUUUCGAAUGAUGGCCAAGAAGCUCGUCACAGCGCGCUGCAGCGACUUGCUGAAGCUUCUAAUUUGUCGUGGAGACUACGCGCCGCCGUGAAAGACGUGGAGCACUCAUUGCCGUCGGAGAGAGGUAGAAGGUUCUACAACCGCCGAGUUGUGGAGGCCCUGGAGCAGGGAGACCUCAAUCGCGCAUGGGCCGUUGUUGAGACUCUGCAUCGACGACACCCGGAAAGGGCCGUGCUCUGGCCGUUCACAUACAACUUGCUGCUGCGUCACUAUUGCAGACAACAGAAGACCCUGGUGAAUGCGAAUUUGACCCGCAUUCUGGCGCUGCUGGACGUCAUGGUGGCUCAAGGGUGUGCAGACCAGAAGAGUUUUCAAGUGGCGAUGGCAGCGUGUAGUCGAGCCCGACAUCUACGCAGUGCGAGGCAUGUACUGGAGAAAAUGGAGGAGAGUGGGCGAGAGCCAGAUGAUAGGAUCUAUGGCUUCCUGAUCAACUGUUGUGCGAGGAAACAAGGGCUCGUGAACAUAGCAGAAGGGUAUUUCGACGAGAUGUUGGCUUUUGGAAUUAAACCGACGAUUUUGGUGAUUAAUGCGAUGCUGAGAGUGUACUCACGAGAUAGUGGACGGUCGGAGGUGAUGCUGGAGCUAGUGAAACGCGCGCGGGAUGAGUUCGGCUUGGUUCCCAACACUGUCAUGACCCGGACGAUGGUGUAUUAUCUGCUUUGUGAAGGUGCUGUGAAUGGCGCGGUAAAAUAUUUGCGUGGUGUUGAGAAAGAAUUCCCUCGAGCGGAAACGAUAAUGCUGCCGCUGAAGCGCCAAGUGGUGAAUUCACUGGCUGAUGCUUGUCGGCAGCGUGGGGAUUGGGACGCAGCGGAGUUUGUGCUUGGUCUUGUGAAAAGGACCGACGAAGAAGAUACAUUUGUUACUGACGUUGAAAGAGACGCACGAAACACGCUAAAACUGGAGGGGUUGAUCGCAAAACGUGACGUUAUUUCUCCACCUGUAGUAUGGGCGCUGGAUGAACAAGACUGGACCCGAAUGACGCCGUUACAUCAAGAAGCUUUCUUUCGAAAUCGAAGCCAGGAGCAAAGCCUUGAGCGUGCCGUGGAACGAAUGCACUUGCACACUCCUGCCCCUAAGACUGACCGAUCUAUCCAAAAACAAUCCUUGAAACUGGAGGGAAAGCUACAUCUUUUAGAUGAAAUGAUUCGCGCCAAAAACGCAAGUGCAAAUGAUUUUAAUGCCGUGUUAGGUGCUUGCGGGAGACAGGGUCAACUGGCUGAUGCUGUGUCUGUCCUUACGAAGAUGAAAAAAUACGCAGAAUCUUCAAUGGAAUGUGCGCCGACUACGUGGAGUUACAACGCGUUGCUGAACGCUUGCGCGGUUCGAGGAGAUAUUCAUGAGAUUGAAACUAUUGUGAAUGAAAUGCUCGACAACGAUGUAAACCCUGAUCAAGUGACCAUGAAUACGGUGAUCAAGGCGCAUACCACAAGCGUAAAGAACGGAGUUAAUGGAAGUUCUCAGACACGGCUGAACACAGUGAUGCAAGCGCUUUCAUUCUUUGAAUGGUGCACCGAAGACCAAAAACUCGAUUCAGAAGCGGGGACGUAUUACUCGCUGUUUCGAUUGUUCGCUACGUAUUUAGAAAGCCCAGAAGAUAACAGCACCACUGGGGUUGAAGUUGAUGACGAUGAUGGAAUGGACGAUGUGGAGGAAAAGGACGAAGACUUUAUAAUAGGCCAAGAGGGGGAACUGGUGGCUUGGAUGUCUGAGUUUAUCACUUCCACUUGUCGUGACGCUCCCCUUGUAUCUCUGGACAUUGGAGUGUUCAACAAUGCGUUUGAUUAUUAUCACCGACUUGGUGAUGUGGAUGAAUCGUUUGCGCUUUUUAACUUGAUGAAGAAGCGCGGAUUUCAGCCUGAUGACACGACUCUCGGGUUGAUGUUUGCCACCUGUGCGACUCAACAGCAGUUUGACGUGGGUCUGAGCUUUCUGGACCAUUUAAUGACCAACGACGGCUAUAAACCAACGCUGAAAGUUCUAAGUGGAGCAAUGCAACUGUGUGCAAACUCAAAGAAUCCGGACGGAGCGCUAGAACUCUUUCGAGCUAUCGAGACGUCAGGCGCAUUUACACCUACAAUUGAAACCUACGAGCCCGUGGUGUUCGCGUACGCACGUGUCGGCUACGUAACCAGCGCCUGGGAAAUCGCGAAUGAGAUGGAAGAAAAGCUCGGGAGAGUUUCGAUCAGUAUAUACAACCGGAUUCUGUUGGCGUGCGUGGAAGCUGCUUUACCUGGACGUGCCCUGGAGGUUUUAGGAAUAAUUCGACACAAGGACGGAGUGGCUCCUGAUAUCAUUUCUUACAAUACUGCACUGGAAGCUUUCGUUAGAUCUGGAGAACGAGCUGCAUGGUGGAGAAAAAACAACAUCAAUCAAGGAGAGGACGAAGAUGCAGAUUACGAGGAAAAUUAUAGUGAGGAAGCUGAACUGGAAAAUGAUGACUCGGGUAAAAUAAUUGAAACUGAAGACGCCGCAGUGGGGCCGACUUUAUCGAUUGAACAGCGUGAGAAGGCUACGUGGGCUCGUGCUAGUGUUAUUGACCUACUUCAGGACAUGCAACGAAGUCGAGUGAAACCCGAUAUAACAACGUACGAGCGUGCGAUAGCUGUAUGCAGCGUGAAUGAGGACUCGGAAGGUGUAAUCGCCAUAUUCGACAGACUUAUUGAUCGCGAUCGAGGUAAGGACGCUGUUAACCUGAAAAGUGAUCUCGUGAGUGACUCCAGUUUUACUGCGUACCUCGUGGCCUGCACGUCGUUGCAAGACAAUGACCGGGUCGUUGAAGCUCCGAUACUACUCCACAAAUGGCACACUGCGACGGGCCAGGUCCCACCAGAAUUUGUCGUGACGCAGUUGUUGGACUCACUGGAAGUUCUCGGUGAAUGGUGUUGUGCUGUCCGGAUGCUUCCCAAUUGGCAAGCGCACUUCGGUGUUGCACCUAGCGUCCAAGUGUUCAAUAAAGUAAUGCAGAUGUGUAAUCAAGCAGAAGAACACCACCUCGUGGCUCCAAUAUUCGCUACGAUGCAGGACUCCACAGCCUAUCGUGUGUACCCAGACGCAGAGAGCUACAUACAACGGAUUUACGCAGAGGAGCAACGUGAGAACUGGGUGGUAGCCACCGAUUUGUUCGUAGAGAUGCAAAAGAGAUUCCCAAGCGAGGAGAUCUCGCAUCAGCAGCUUCAGAAGGUCGCUUUGGGUCGAUACAGGUUGCGACAAAAUGAGCAUUAAAGUUAACACUUGUACUUUCUGCGUUGUUCAUCUUCACAUCGGGUUCUCAAGCAGGCUCGCCUCUUCGUCCCGUAGCUCCGAAGAUGAAAGAGAUAAACCAUAACUGGGGCUACUAGUGAAGCUGCUUGAAGCCGUGCUGGUGCUGCUGUAUCCUUCUCCGUAGCUGCUACCGGGCUGCGCGUAAAUGGACUUAUCCGAGGCGUUGCAGUGGAAGAACGCAGCACCGAAUACAAGCACAAGUGCAGCGAUGGCAAACACGAGAUCCCACGAUCCUGUAGCAUCGAGAAUUGCGCCCGUGACCACAUUGCCAAUGAUACCAGGGAUGGUACCAAACGUAUUGGAGACUCCCAUCACAUGUGCAGCGUGGUUAGGCGCCACAUCGAUCAUGUUGACCCAGUAUCCAGCCAUAGCAGCCCGACUCGUAAACAGCGUCAUACAUAGUAACGCUAUCGCCACGGGAGCAGACUUUGCGAGACGCAGAGAGAAGAGGAAGAAGGCGCAUCCGAGGAAAGAGAACGCGUUCAUAGUCUGGCGUACGUGCAGUUCACGGAACCCGCGAGUGACCAAUAGAUCUCCCAGUCGUCCGAACAGAAGCGUCCCGGUGUAGCCGCACAUGUAAGGUAGUGCAGCGGCAAAGCCUCCUUUCUUGGUCAGGUCGAGAUCUAGAGCUUGGUUAAAGUAUUGCGGAAUCCAGCCCAGUAAGAUGUACCAACUGUAAUUGUAGCACAUGUGCGCGACGUAGAUCGCCCACGCAGGCCGCGAGGUCAGCAAUACACGCCAGUUCAUUGCGUGGGUGUCUAAUUCAGCACGCGAGCUCUGACGACGAUGAGUCUCUGGGUCGACUGUGCGGUUGCGAAUGAUGAAGCUGCGUUCUUCAGUGGUGAUGUGGGGGUCAUCUUCGGGUCGACUCACGCCCAUGAUCACGUAAGCCACGACCCAAAUGAAGCUCAACAUACCGAACACAACAAAGAUGCGUUGCCAGCCGCUGGCUGCCAUAAUGGCGGGCGAAAUGAUCAGCGCGGAGAUGGUGCCUAGAUCAGAACCACUUGCUACCAGCGACACCAAGCGACUUCGCUCCUGUACCGGAUACCACGCACCAGCAAUUUGAUGCAUACACGGGAACAAGAUACCCUCUCCAAGACCCAUUCCUGCCCUCGUGAAGAACAGGCAAGUGAGGCAUUUAGCGACAAGAACAGUCGACAAAUCCUGGAACGACAACAACAUUGAGGAUCAGAAUACACCUCAAUCAGCGUUAAUCAAUGUAUAGCCACGUACAAACAGUGUCCAGACGACAACUCCCGUUAGCAGUACAGUCUUGGCACCAAAUCUGGCAGCAAAAUAUCCUCCAGGGAUCUACAACAGCAAAAAUGCAAUGAUCAACAUUAGGACGAGUUCUUCAGUGCUUGAUGAUCAGCCGUGCAGACUUACUUGUGUGCACAUGUAGCCGUAGAAGAAGGCGGACAGUACUUCGCCCUGUUCCUUCUUAUUGGUGACAAAUGCCGGUAACGCAAUGCCCAUGUUGGUACCUGCAACAACAGAAUCAGAUUCCAGAGCUUGAAUCAUCGCUCCUUGCAAACACACGUACGGUCGGCGUAGCAGAUUGUGGAGACGCAGAGACACAGGAACGCCGUCACAUAGCGCCGCUUGCCUUGCGGAAGCUUCGCGGUGACGUCCCCCGCCGCGACCACGUCCACUUUCUUCCAGGCCUCCUUGCUCGCCAUCGCAGAUGUCCAAAUGAGCUGCGGAUAGAGAGGAUCGUUACACUCAUCAAGCCUUUUUUUCUACCAAUCACAGCAUGGACCACUUCAACAUGCGUCAGCAACUUCGAAUCUUUGUUCGCAUCAUUUGCAUGGACUCCAAAUAAAUUGUUUUGAUCAUUUGCA
This is a messenger RNA of Phytophthora nicotianae INRA-310, 5345 nucleotides long. RefSeq lists its product as hypothetical. Gene Ontology annotation, molecular function: protein binding. The coding region runs from base 37 to 3462 and encodes 1141 amino acids. The record is from RefSeq and is a predicted model, not a curated record. Lineage: Eukaryota; Oomycota; Peronosporomycetes; Peronosporales; Peronosporaceae. The transcript has a single exon.